This is a messenger RNA of Adineta ricciae, 453 nucleotides long. NCBI's taxonomy places the organism in Eukaryota, Metazoa, Rotifera, Eurotatoria, Adinetida, Adinetidae. The record is from the annotation of a GenBank genome assembly.
AUGCCUCGUCGAUCCGGUGGUGGUAUGCGUUCAUCGUCUCCCAGUCGUGCUCCUCCUCCGCCUCCAACUCGUGCUGUUGCACCUCCACCUCCAGCUGCUCCAGCACCAGUUAUGGCUCCACAAGGACGUCAACCUGGUCUAUUCGGUCAAAUGGCUGCUACAGCCGGUGGUGUAGCUGUUGGCUCAGCUGUCGGUCAUACCAUUGGUGCUGCUAUUACUGGUGGAUUUCGUGGAAAUGAUCAACCAGCUGCUACACAAGAAGCAAGUGGCCCAAAUGCUCAACAACUCUAUCAAGCACCUAAUGAGCGAUACUCUACUGAACGAUGUAAUUUAUAUCAAAAGGAAUUUAUGAAAUGUUUAGACCAAAGUGGUGGUGAUUCUUCACAAUGCCAAGGUUUUUGGGAAGCAUUAAAAGAAUGUCAACGCUUUCAUAGUAACACUGCUACACUUUGA